UUUCUGUUAGAAACGUGAAUCCUGACCAGGCAAGAGUGUGGGAAGAGUGAGGUCAGGUCAGAUCUGAAAGUGUCAAGGAAGAGGUUGGGAGGAGGACAGCUAAGUCAGAUGCUUUUGUUUCAUUUCUCUUUCCAUUUGUAUUUAUGUUGCAGCCGCCUGGUCUGAGCCCUGGGAGUUCAGGAGGGGGUUCAGUCUGCAUGGGGAGACUUUCAAGGCUGGGUCAGUCGGAGAUGGGGAUGCGCUGGCAGCCCGCACUCAGUUAGAUAGAUGCAGCACAUUGCUGCUGCUGUUGGGUUCUGACUUUUAUUUCCAAAAGAGGGGGGAGGGGAAGGGGGUGGGGGCAGGAAUGCAGCGUGUCAGUCAACAGCUGGUUAGGUGGGGGGGUGGAAUGUAAGUAAGGGAGAGCACUGUCCCCAUUCUCUCCCCCCUCUCCCCUGCCCUCUCCCCUGACCCAUGCUUGAAGAUGGACGAGUCUUCCCUGCUGGACUUGCUGGAGUGCUCGGUGUGUUUGGAAAGGCUGGACGCUACUGCUAGGGUGCUGCCCUGUCAGCACACCUUCUGCAAGCGCUGCCUGGAGAAGAUUGUCAGCUCCAGGAGCGAGCUGCGCUGUCCCGAGUGCCGGAUCCUGGUGGACUGUGGCGUGGACGAGCUGCCCGCCAACAUCCUGCUGGUGAGACUGUUGGAUGGCAUUAAACAGAGGCCGAGGAACGGCAGGUCGACCCCUACCUCUGGCCCUGCGUCUUUCCCCUCCGGAGGGAGUGCCGCGUGUCCUGCUCCAGCAGCUCUGGGGACAACAACGAGAGAGCAUCCCACAGCCAGUAACCGGAGCUCUCCAGGGAAGAGUGUUCCACAGUUACCAUGUGCUAAAGCUCUCUACAACUAUGAAGGGAAGGAACCUGGCGAUCUUAGGUUCUGCAAAGGUGAUCUCAUCAUUCUACGACGUAAGGUGGAUGAGAACUGGUAUCAUGGCGAGCUUAAUGGUACCCAUGGCUUUUUCCCAGCUAGUUAUAUUCAAUGCAUCAAGCCUCUUCCACAGCCACCUCCUCAGGGCAAAGCACUUUAUGACUUUGAAGUAAAAGAUAAAGAGCAAGACAAGGACUGUUUGACUUUCUCAAAGGAUGAAAUUUUGACUGUCAUAAGGAGGGUGGAUGACAACUGGGCAGAAGGAAUGUUAGGAGAUAAGAUUGGCAUAUUUCCACUCUUGUAUGUUGAGCUAAAUUCGACUGCAAAGCAGCUGAUUGAAAUGGAUAAACUGUGCCUGGCAGUUACACAGAAUGCUGAUGCAGCUCCAUCAGCUGCUACCAAUGCAGGAGCCAGCUCAGCAUCCAGCUCUCCUGUAAAUAGUGGGGGAGCUGUCAGUGCCAUCCACAGACGCAUUGAUGGCAAGAAAAAUGCCAAGAAGCGACAUUCCUUCACUUCGUUCAGCAUGUCACACAAGUCUUCCCAAGCCAUCACCAACAGGCACUCGAUGGAAAUCAGUGCACCAGUUCUCAUCAGUUCCAGUGACCCCAGAGCAGUUGCCAGGAUUGGGGAAGUACCACAUCUAUCAUCUAGUGCACCAUCCCAGGCUUCAUCUCUUAAUGCUAGCACAGCUGCUGGUGCAGUCGGACCCAGACCAGGGACAACCACAGGGGACCAGAGCACAGCAUCAAAACCCCAGCUACCACUCAAUAUAUAUAUGGCCAUGUAUGCGUACAAGCCACAGAAAGCAGAUGAGCUGGAACUACGAAAAGGAGAGAUGUAUCGAGUCAUUGAGAAAUGUCAGGAUGGAUGGUUCAAAGGCACUUCACUGAAAACUGGAAUGUCUGGUGUCUUUCCUGGAAAUUAUGUGACUCCUGUCUCCAGGGCUCCCUUUGCAACAGCUCAGUCAAAAACCACAAUGCCAGGAGCAGCUGUCCAAACUGUAAAAGGAAGCUCCCCGUCGAGCCAUUCUGCAUCCAGUCUCGUGAAUAACGGCAUAAAGCCCAUUCCUCCUGUUGCCAUUUCACCUGUUCCGCCACAGCUUCACACAUCUGGUCCGCAGAUCAGCAAUUGUUUACGUUACUCAGGACAGCAAACUGUCAACCAGGCCCGCAGUGCAAUGCAAAUGGUUCAUCCUGCUGUUCAAGCACUUGACCGUCCUACAGCAACUGUACCACCGUUAAGGACACAAAGUCCUCCCGCCCGUAUCCCUGCCACUGUAGUGCGACCACAGCCAAUGACCUCACCACAGCAUGUCCUUCAAUUCUCUGGAGCUCCUGGUGCUAGAUCGACCAUUUCACUCACCUCUGCAGCUUGCGCCAUUACGCCACCAAACGUCAAUGCAGCCAACUUGAAUGGGGAUGCCAUGAGUGGAUCAGCAAGUACCUCACUGACUUCCAGUCCUUCAAAUCCCGUACCUGCUGUGCCCAAAAUGGAGGACCGGAAAACUGAGAGGAAAGAGAAGAAAAGUGGACUUUUAAAACUUCUGUCAGGAGCAUCAGGAAAGAAGAAAUCCCGCUCACCUCCAUCUGUAUCUCCAACUCACGAUUCCCCACAGGCAGCAGCAGAGAAUACUCUGCAAGGGGCCAUGGGUCCUGAAGUUCCUCCAGUGUCAAGCCAUGGCAGAGCUGGCUCUUGCCCUUUAGAAAGUGAGAUGCAAGGCACUAUGGGAAUGGAGCCACUCCACAGGAAAACUGGCUCCUUAGAUUCCAACUUUUCCAUUUGUCCACCUACUCGGCAAAUGUGCUCUUCCAUGGUUGCAAUCCGUCCAGAUCUCAAACCACUUCCUUGUGAAAGAUUUCGAGUGCUGGUCCCAUAUCCCCCUCAGAGUGAGGCUGAGAUUGAACUUAAAGAAGGUGACAUAGUGUUUGUUCACAAGAAGCGGGAAGAUGGAUGGUUCAAAGGCACGUUACAGCGAAAUGGAAAAACUGGUUUAUUUCCAGGAAGUUUUGUCGAAAGCUUCUAAGAAGCCUGAUGUUUAUGGACAUCUGAUCUUUUUAUCAUCUGAAUAUCAUGGCUAUUUGACAUUAUAUAAAUGUAGAUAAACAUUCAAGCACAACGUCACAGCAAUCAACAAUUUACAUCCACUGCCAUCAUCACUUCCAAAGAAAUCAAAAAGACCCUAUCUGCAGUAAUGGUUCAUUGACAAUACCAUUAUUAUAUAAAAGAUGUACAUACAGAGGUAUGUUGAAGCAGUGCCUUCCCAUGAAGCCACCGACUGAGAGACAAGUACAUUUGCUUUUAAACUAUACUGAACUACAUUUAUUCUCUACUGUGUAAAUUAUAAAUUUGAACUUUUUUUAAAUAGAAUUUUGAUAUAUCACCAUAACUUAUUUGGUAAGGUUAGCACAAAUAAUGAAUGAUUGUAUGUGAGGUGCUUUCUCAGACAAGGUAAAUAAUUUUUCUUCUUUCAGUCUAAUAAUCAGAAAGUAAUUGGAUUAGAUUGGAGCUGUCAACAAACUGGAGAAAAAUUGCAAUUCAAAACCAGUCAAAUAAUUUGUUGCUUGUAGUUUAAUUAAAAUAGUACGGUGACUUUGGCUAAUUCAGACAAAGCAGCUAUAAAACCAUUAUCAAGUUGUAGGAAUUAGCUGACCAUAUUAGAUAUCGGAAAGUGAUUCAGUCAUGUUAUGACAAUCAAUUUGGUCUGACUACACAGAAAGGUUUGGCCUGAAUAUACAAAAGGUAAGUUCACAAAUGAGAGAAAAUGUCGUGAAAGUAUUGGCAGUGUUUGUUAAAUAGAAUUCUGUGUUUUUUUCUCAAGUUGCACAAUAUUAAUGCAAGUUAUCACUACUGAAGACAAGCAAGCAUGUUCUGAUUGAACAAUUAUAAUGGAGAACAGAAGACAAAUAAUAGGCUUAUCGCCUAUUUCAUUAUUCACUGAACAACAUUUGUAUCUAAAGAAUGUCAGUUAGCAACUACCAAGGUGACAAGGACAUAUAGUUUCCAAUACAAUUUUUUUCCUAACUCCAUUACACCUAGAGACUGGUACUACAAGCAUCUCUGCGGCUGAGUAAUAUGCCAUUUGCUGAGUUCCAUUAUUGCAGUAAAAGAAUGGGAUCACUUUUUUCUGUAGUAACUCCAGCACUUACACCAAAACAUGCAGGUUUGCCAUUGUAAUUUAUGGCCAUCAGGUUGUCCAUAUAGCAUGCUUGAUGCCAUCAAACUAACACAACAGCUGAUAGAGCAAAUGGCAAUGACUUUUUUUUUAGAUUAGAUUACUUACAGUGUGGAAACAGGCCCUUCGGCCCAACAAGUCCACACCGACCCGCCGAAGCGCAACCCACCCAUACC
Molecule: messenger RNA, 4251 nt
Organism: Chiloscyllium plagiosum (whitespotted bambooshark)
Lineage: Eukaryota; Metazoa; Chordata; Chondrichthyes; Orectolobiformes; Hemiscylliidae
Gene: sh3rf3
Product: SH3 domain containing ring finger 3
Molecular function (GO): metal ion binding; protein binding
Source: RefSeq, a predicted model, not a curated record